UUUUGCUAAGCUUUGCUUUCCCUCCGUUAAAAUUCCCCUCCUCUCUGUGAAAGGAAAUUCAAUCUCCUCUGUGUUUUCUGUACUCCAUUACAGAAUAUUAGGUGCAAAACAUUAGCAAUGGCAGUCACAUUCUACAACCUCAACUCACAGGCUGGUGUCAAGAAGCUGGAUGAGUACCUCCUCACACGCAGCUACAUCACUGGGUACCAAGCUUCAAAGGAUGAUGUUACUGUGUAUGGUGCUUUUCAGUCUGCACCCUCUUCUGAGUAUGUGAAUGUGCUUCGUUGGUACAAUCACAUUGAUGCACUUCUCAAGAGGAGUGGAGUGACUGCGGAAGGAAAAGGUGUUAGCAUUUCUGGAUUUUCUCCCCCUUGUGUAGAGGCCCCUGUUUCUCCUCCGGUUACUGAUGCCAAGGCUCCGGCUGCUGAAGAUGAUGAUGAUGAUAUUGAUCUCUUUGGUGAAGAGACCGAGGAGGAAAAGAAGGCAGCUGAAGAACGUGCAGCUGCUGUCAAGGCAUCAGGCAGAAAGAAAGAGAGUGGAAAAUCUUCAGUUCUUCUUGAUGUCAAACCCUGGGAUGAUGAGACCGACAUGAAGAAGCUUGAAGAGGCUGUUAGAAGCGUUCAAAUGGAGGGUCUUCAUUGGGGAGUUUCAAAGCUUGUGCCAGUUGGGUAUGGCAUUAAGAAGCUUCAAAUUAUGAUGACAAUUGUGGAUGACCUUGUUUCUGUUGAUACUCUCAUUGAGGAACAGCUUACCUCUGAACCGGCAAACGAGUACAUUCAGAGCUGUGAUAUUGUGGCUUUCAACAAAAUCUGAGGCAACAAACAAUUAAGAGUUAUGCAACUCUUCUUUUUGAAGGAUGGCAUCUUUGAUGUUUCAGUUGACAUAUUCUCAUCAAGGUUUGGUGUGGCGUGUAGGGAUUAAAUCAUAUUUACUGAGUCAUUGUGUUAAUCAAUCUCUCUUGAAUCGGUACUUCGAGUUUUAGAAAAAUGAUUUAAUCCAUUUUUCGUAAAAAUUGGUACAAUCUGUUUUAUAUAUUUUAUUUUCACAAACCUAUAUGGUGGUGUUCCUUACAAA
Amborella trichopoda is the source of this 1074-nucleotide messenger RNA. Its product is annotated as elongation factor 1-delta 1. Gene Ontology annotation, biological process: translational elongation. NCBI's taxonomy places the organism in Eukaryota, Viridiplantae, Streptophyta, Magnoliopsida, Amborellales, Amborellaceae. Gene Ontology annotation, molecular function: translation elongation factor activity; guanyl-nucleotide exchange factor activity. The record is from RefSeq and is a predicted model, not a curated record. Gene Ontology annotation, cellular component: eukaryotic translation elongation factor 1 complex; cytosol.